Tyto alba (common barn owl) is the source of this 969-nucleotide messenger RNA. It is a transcript of the gene CBY2, whose product is annotated as chibby family member 2. Lineage: Eukaryota; Metazoa; Chordata; Aves; Strigiformes; Tytonidae. The coding region runs from base 4 to 969 and encodes 321 amino acids. The transcript has a single exon. The record is from RefSeq and is a predicted model, not a curated record.
ACCAUGUCUGCGUUUGAUCUGAUGAACCAGAACAUGCAGUGUAUAGAGCCUGAGAUAGACUCUAUUGCCCCACGGAUUAAAUUGAGGGAUGAGAUGUUUGCCUUUGUUGAUGGCAAAUGGGUGAAUGAGAUCUACUGCCAGCCACCUUUUAUUCCCCACCAUAAACUCUUUAGCAAGAAGGCACAGAAUGAGUGGAACAUCUGGGAACAGAAUAGAGCACUUUGGGAGGAAAACCAAGUCCUCUGGAUCGAAAACAGGAUGCUCUUGGAAGAAAAUAAGGCUCUACAGUGUGUCCAGUCACAGAACAAAGCUGUCCAGGUUAUUUACACUGAUGCCCCGCAGCAAAUCCUCCAGAAGGAAAAUAAGCCAUUCCCAUUCUUCCAAGAGAGGAACAUAGGCUUUCAGGUCAGCCCAGCUAACAGAGCUCUCCAGAAGGUCCAGGAAAUUAAUAGAGCCUUUGCGGAUUUCCAGCAGGAGAAUAAAACAGUCCCCAUCAUCUGGAAAGACCAAAAUUCUACCACAGACCAUGAAGAGAGCAAAGAUGACAGCUCAGAUCUUCAGGACACCGAUGUCAUCACAGCUGUGGAAGAGGGUAACCCUGGCCCAGAUCCCCAGCAGGAACAUGAAACUAAAACCAGCACCACUCCAACCCAGAAUAAGAUCAAAUCUGCCCCAAGCACACAGGGUGAGCGUGAAAUCCUCCGGGCUCUCCAGGACUUAUACAAACUCCUCCACAUCUUCCUGAAAGUGAACAAUCUCCUUGGGGAGAAACAGGGCUGUCACAUUCUCUAUGAUGUGAACAGACCCUUCCAAGAAGAAUACAAUAAGCUGAAGCUGCAGAUGAAUGCUGUGAAAAACACUGUGUCAGACAUUACAGCUCAAAUGGAAAUGCUGGAAAAGGAGCUCAAUGCCAUCACUUCCCCAGUGUAUGAAGAAGCAGGACAGGAGCAUCAGCUUGGAGAGAUGUGA